Messenger RNA from Amphibalanus amphitrite, 511 nucleotides. RefSeq lists its product as uncharacterized. Lineage: Eukaryota; Metazoa; Arthropoda; Thecostraca; Balanomorpha; Balanidae. The transcript is spliced from 2 exons. The record is from RefSeq and is a predicted model, not a curated record. The annotation marks the transcript as partial.
GCUGCGCUGUGGGGUCGCCGCUGCGCCGACCGACCUCAGCUGUGACCUGUGACCUGUGACCAGGGAUCUAGCCAGGAGCCGCACAGGAGCGGCGGACUCCGGAGUCGCCCGACUCCCGUCGCCCGGUCGUCGCCCGUCGGCCUCCGCUGCCGGCGCCGCGCCUCUCGCUGCAGAGCGACCUCAACCAGAACUGCGCCACCAUGAUGGCGGAAAGCUCCGACGACGUCACCGUCAAGGGCUUCGACAACCCCGUCUUCGAGGAUGACAAGACGGAGGGCACGGCGAGGCUCAACAUCACCCAGGCCACCAAUGAAGAGCUGGCCAGCCAGGCAGUGAACGGCUCCCGUCAGGACCACGAGGCGGUCAACCUCGAGUUGGUCACCAUGACGCCCGAGAAGAACGGCAACGGCCACAGCGCCGCCGACAUCAAAUCCAAGGACGCCACCAUCGACGUGACGUACAACGACGACAACGAGAGCGGACAGCACAACACCCACCGGAAGAUGGUCAG